This is a messenger RNA of Saxophila tyrrhenica, 2658 nucleotides long. It is a transcript of the gene MAK21, whose product is annotated as RNA-binding ribosome biosynthesis protein mak21. Bases 1 to 2658 code for a protein of 885 amino acids. The transcript has a single exon. The record is from RefSeq and is a predicted model, not a curated record. Gene Ontology annotation, cellular component: nucleus. NCBI's taxonomy places the organism in Eukaryota, Fungi, Ascomycota, Dothideomycetes, Mycosphaerellales, Extremaceae.
AUGGGUAUCAAGAGGAAGGCCAAAGAGGAUCCGAAUGGAGUCGACAUAUCUAAGAGUAAGAAGAGCAAACACGACGGGCCAAAGGGCGGCAAGAAUGAGCGGCCAAAGAGCGCGAAGAGCGUGAGGAGCGAUUUGAUAUUUCCACCACGAGCAGAUUGGCACGCCGCAGACCUACCUCAUGUCGACCUGAAGGAUGUCGCCUCUGCGCCUUCGCAGAAGUCUGUCGACGAGCUUCACAAAUAUGCAGAAUCGCUACUGGAGGCAGAGGUUGCCGCCUACGAUGCCAACAACAAGUCCGCAUCUUCCUCCCAUAAGUUCAUGUCCACGAUCAUGGCUUCUGGAACGCUGGAGGACAAGGUGUCAGCCUUGACAUUACAGGUACAAGAGUCACCGCUUCAUGCAAUGAAGGCUUUCGAGAACCUGCUGGGGUUGUCGAGGAAAAAGAGUCGGAAUCUGGCCUUGAUGGCCCUGGCUGCGAUGAAGGACUUGCUUGGACAAGGUGUCUUGCUACCAGGUGACAGAAAGCUUCGUUCGUUCGGCAAGCAACCGGCCCUGUUGAGUAGCCUACAAGGCAAGGCUUCGAACUGGAGAAGCGGGAUGCCUCUACCCGGCGCAUUGCAGAAGAUACACCUCGUGGUAUUUGCGUACGAGGACUGGCUCAAGCGGACGUACUUCGAGAUGCUGCAGGUGCUGGAGAACUGGUGCGGUGACGAAGUCGAAUACGCACGAACCCGAGCUCUUACCUACGUAUACGAACUGCUGAAGGACAAGCCGGAGCAGGAGGAGAAUCUGUUGCGGCUACUCGUCAACAAGCUGGGCGAUACGGAUCGCAAAAUCGCAUCGAGAGCAUCGUAUCUGCUUCUCCAACUGGAGAAUUCACAUCCGGCAAUGAAGAUGGUCGUCACGAACAGCAUUGAGGCGGAUUGUCUGUAUCGACCCGGUCAGGGAUUGCAUGCCAAAUACUACGCCGUCAUCACGUUGAACCAAACGAUACUGAGCCAGAAGGAUGAAGUCGUUGCGAACAGGCUGUUGGAGGUGUACUUCGGGCUGUUCGUUCAAUUGCUCAAACCUACGGAGAAGAACAGUUCCAAUCAGAAGCCUCAAGUGAACGGCAAGUCACAAGGCGGCGGUGGCAAGGCUGGCAAGCUGGCAGAGAAGAAACGCAAGGCCCACGAGCGUGGAGAAGAGGCCGACGACCAGCUUCGUGAGAAGAUGGUUGCUCAAGUACUGACUGGCGUGAACCGAGCAUUUCCAUUUGCCGACACCAGUGAUCCAACAUUCGAGAAGUCGAUGGACACAAUCUUCCGUGUAACGCACUCGGCCAAUUUCAACACUGCCGUUCAAGCUCUGAUGCUAAUCCAGCAGAUCUCAUCAACGAAGCAUUACGGCGCCGAGAGGUUCUACCGCACACUGUACGAAUCUCUCCUGGACCCAAGGCUUUGCUCGUCCAGCAAGCAGGUCAUGUAUUUGAACCUGCUCUACAAAUCUCUCAAGGCAGACCUGAACGCGAAGCGGGUGCAAGCAUUUGUGAAGAGGUUGUUGCAGACUCUGACGAUGCACGAGCCGCCUUUCAUCUGCGGCGUGUUGUACUUGAUCAGCGAAUUAGAGGGCACUUUCCCAAGUAUUAGAAGCAUGAUCACUGAAGCUGAAGUGGACGAUGAAGACGAAGAAGAGCACUUCGUGGAUGUGCCAGAGGAUGCGGAUGGCAGCGCACCGGUACAAGCUGCAGCACCGAAGCCUGGCAGCGGAAACAGAUACGAUCCCCGAAAGCGCGACCCCGACCACGCUCAUGCAGACCGCAGCUGCUUGUGGGAUGUGUUGCCCUUCGUACAACACUUUCACCCUUCUGUCUCAAUAUUCGCUGAGGCCAUCCUCCUUAACAAAGCGAUGCCACCGAAGCCCGAUCCGACCCACUACACCCUCAUGCACUUCUUGGACCGCUUCGUAUACCGCACCGCACGGUCGAAGCCGUCGGCGUCUAUGCACGGUACUUCCAUCAUGCAGCCUAUGGCUGGCAGCAACGCGGCCGACCUACUGGUCAAACCAGGCGCUGAAGGCGCGGCGUCUCAGUACAAUACCGAGGCGUUCUGGCAAAGAAAGAUUGAAGACGUCGCAGCUGAUGAGGUGUUCUUCCAUUCUUACUUCAACCAAAGUGGGAAUAAGAAGAAGGCAGCGCCCAAGAAGAAGGACGUCAAGGAUGUUGCUGAUGAUGAAGAUGAAGAAGCUAGCGAUGACGCGGGCGAAGACGAGAUUUGGAAGGCUAUCACAGCCUCGAAGCCUGAGGUCGAAGGCGCAGACGAGGAUGACGACCUCAGUCUCGGUGACCUGGAAAGCGCUUACUCUGCCAGUGAAGAUGAGUCCGAAGGGGGCAUUGAUCUCGGCGGAGAAGAGGGGGCUGAAGAUGCUGCUCCGCAAGAUUUCUCAGAGUCGGAGGCCGGCGAUGAAAUGCCUGAGUUGGAGAGUGACGAAGAUGCGAUGUUCGCGGAUGACGACGACCUCCCCGAAGACUUCGAGAUGCCUGAAGCCGCUGAAGAGGGAGAGCUGUCGAGGAACAAGAAGAAGAGGAAUGAGAGGAAGAAGCUGAAGUCACUGCCUACUUUCGCGUCAGCAGAGGAUUAUGCUAAGCUGCUUGGAGGGGACGACGAUGAUGAUAUGUAG